AUGGCCAAGCAAAUCCAACCAAAACCCAGCGCACUCGCCACCCUCAUUCCCGAGCUUCAGUGGCUCAUUUUCAAUUGCUUAUCGUUCGAUGAUAAAGUCCUCUUCACCGAGAUCGGGCUAUUUCACCCGGAUCUCUUGACCAGCCACGGCCAGACGAAUACAUACGACCAACACGGCCGAACGCUCCUCCACGUCGCCGCAGAGAAAGGAUGCGUAAGGGCAGCGCAGCACCUCCUCUGUGGCGGCGCCACCCCAUCGGCGAAAAUGGGCCCAGGGGCACGCGAUUUUAAUACAACACCGCUAAUCCUUGCCGCCCAGCAAGAGAACAAGGAACUCGUGAACCUGCUCCUGAGUCAUGGAGCCGACGUUAAUGACUGGGACUACAGCGGCAUAACGGCACUCCACUACGCCGUCAUACGCGGCGACGGACGCAUCGUCCGGAUUCUUCUCGAUAAGGGCGCAAAGCAGACGAACAACUACGACAUCGGUUGCCCCGUCCAUGUCGCGGCUGCAAGCGGGGCCCUGGAGAUACUUCGACUCCUCGUGGCGCACGGAGCGGAUGUCGGCGCCAGCAAGCGAGGCCUGUCGGCGCUCGACAUCGCGCUUCUUAAUGGAAAUAUCGCGGCUGCGCGGAUUCUCGUUGACGCGGGGGCGCCGCUGAACGAUCCCGUCGAGGGCUGGGGCUUGUUCAACCCAACGCUGAUGGUCGCCGGCGGGCCGCAUGCGGCCGAUGCUGCUGAGAUAGUACUUGAUCACAGCAUUGCGAGCAUUGAUUCUGUGGCUCGCCAAAGGGAGGUGGAAGAGUGGUGGAAGCCGCGGCAAAAGGGGGAAUACGCGGAGCUUCUGCAGGCGAUGCUUGUGGCCGGCGCGGACCCGAACCAGACCUUUCGGUCUGCCACGCCGCUGCAUUUGGCUGUUGUUGCUGGGAAUGAGCAUGCGGUGCGGGUUCUGCUUGAGGCUGGGGCGGAUGUUCAUGCGAGAACAGACCGGGCUCUGCAGCGCAAGGAAGAGAGGGAGAGAGUUGGCGGAUCCACCUGCUGUGCCAGUCAAGCCGGGGCGUUUCAGUGCAUCUGGCCUCUGAUUUUCGCCAGCAUCAGCGGAGUGCAAUCCCGUUCCUCAAUUUCGUCUGUUCUCCGACAACCAGGGAAUCUUUGUUGCUUCACUCCUUCUUUAUUCGCUCGUUUCAAGGCGCACGGCGAAAAUGCAUGUUUGCUCUUUGUCGAGCGCAGCGAUGAAACCCGUGCAUCCGCUCAGAGCCGCGGGCCUGGGUGCCAGGAUUCUAGCACUCAUCUCCCUGCUCCCAUUCCUAUUCCUAUGCGCCGUGGCGCAGGGAGUUGGAGAGCCCGGCGGAACGUGCUCAGAUUCCGUCCCAUGUACCAGGGCUGCUGCAGUAAGGACUACUCAAGCGGCUUUACGCCGGAACACUGUGAUACUGGCCGCAUAAGCGACUGCAACGCAACGGCAGAGUACGGGCAGCUCUGUGCCCCCACGAGUUCCGAUACUGAGGUGUCACCUCGGAUUUUUGCGGCGAUGGCUGUCAAAAGAACUCCAACGGCGUUGGACGUGGCCAGCCAGAGCGCCAUGUCCUUCAAGCGGCGCAUUGGGUACUAUGAGCUGUUCAACUACUACAAGGGUUGCAACGUGAUCGAGCCCGAGAGUCUCAUCAUCGAGCCAUUUACUCACAUAAAUCUGGCGUUUGUAAACCUUGGCGACGACUACACGUUGAUCGACGAAUAUGGCAAUAUCGCCGACUGCGUCUUGUUCCUCAAGUUCUCCAACCCUGGUCUGCGCGUGAAUAUCGCUGUUGGAGGAUGGGUAUUUAGUGACGCCCCGACGCAGCACCUGUGGACGCAAAUGGCUCGCUCGCACGAGAAACAACAGACAUUCAUCAACUCUGUUGUAAAGUACCCCCAGGACUACCCCAGGGGGUGUAGGGCAUCUGCACAGUGGCAAGAGGUUAUGAAUCGGUUGUGGCAACAGUCAGAGAAGCCCCUAUCACCUGAGAAUUUCCCCGGACGCAUGAAUCGCAAUGACGACAUGCGUCUAGAAGCCAGGAAUCGCGAGAUCAAGAGAACGCCCUUCACAUACUACUCCCGCCACAACCACCCAGCAUGUCAAACCCGAAUCCACCAAUGGAAAAAGGAAAAGAAGGUGGAUGAAAGAGAGGAAGGGGAUAAGACCACAAACUACCCAGCCGCGAAGUCACAGUCUCCAAAGCACUAAGCUUACUCCUACAACACGCCGCGAGGGUCUCAAUAUCAAUUCGCAGGGGAAUGCGAAUGUCACGGAUGUAGUAUAUCUGGACCUUACUCAAGUCAAAACAUCAUGAGUUAGGAGCGGAGGGAAUAGAAGGUAUAAUUGGACAUGCCAACUGACAAGAUGUUUCCAGCUCGCAUGGCAAAAAACUGAAAUCACUCAGGGCCACAUUCCCCAGAAUCAUAAGUACUGUCAAGAUGUCAGAUAAGAAGCAGUUUGCGCUGCUAUACCAUCUUCCCUCUGAACAGACUGAUACAUUACCAACAAAGAUUGAGAAACCAG
This is a messenger RNA of Aspergillus nidulans FGSC A4, 2538 nucleotides long. RefSeq lists its product as uncharacterized. NCBI's taxonomy places the organism in Eukaryota, Fungi, Ascomycota, Eurotiomycetes, Eurotiales, Aspergillaceae. The record is from RefSeq and is a predicted model, not a curated record. The coding region runs from base 1 to 2223 and encodes 740 amino acids. The transcript is spliced from 10 exons. Gene Ontology annotation, biological process: carbohydrate metabolic process.